AUGUCACUCAUUCUUAGAUUUCGUUCCAAAGAUGGAAUGUUCCGUAUCAAUACGUCACCAACUUCCGAUUUCACAUCAGUUCUAGAACAAUUGGUAUCCAAAAUCCCCAGUCUUAACGAUAUAAAAUCAUUAUAUCUUUCGAAUAAUCCAGGUGAAAAAGGACACCCAGCAGAAUCAUAUUGUGGGAAAUUAGUAAAUGAAUUAGGAUUAAAGAAUGGUGAUAUGUUAUUCGUGAAUUAUGAAUCAGCAAUUCCCCAACCACAACAACAAAAGCAACAACCUGUUGUUACUGUAGCUACGCAGCAAUCAAUUUCAUUCACUCCAAUAGAUAUGCAUGGACCCCUUCAAGGAAUUAAAGAACUUCCAAUUGAUGUCAAAUUAGAUAAAAACGACGGAUUCAUUUCUCGACCACUUUCAUCCAUGUGUCGACAUGGAGCUAAAGGAAUGUGUGAAUAUUGUUCCCCCUUACCACCAUGGGAUGAAAAUUAUCGUAAACAAAAUUCAAUCAAACAUAUUUCAUUUCAUGCAUUAUUAAAACAACAAAUGGAAAAGAAUAAAAGUGGAAGUUCAUAUAUUGCUCCCUUGGAUGAACUUAAUUAUUCAAUUGAUUUGAAUUGUAAUGAAGGGCAUAAACCUUAUCCGAGAGGGAUUUGUUCAAAAUGUCAACCAUCGGCAAUCACAUUACAGAUGCAGAAAUUUAGAAUGGUUGAUCAUGUAGAAUUUGCUGAUUCGCUGAUAUUGAAUGAAUUUAUUAAUGUAUGGAGAAAUACUGGGGUUCAAAGAUUUGGAUAUUUAUAUGGAUGGUAUGAAGAAUUUGAUAAAGUUCCAUUAGGGAUUAAGGCGGUUGUACAGGCGAUAUAUGAACCUCCUCAAGUUGGUGAAUUGGAUGGGAUUACUUUGUUGGAAUGGGAGAAUGAAGAACAAGUGGAUGAAUUGGCGGCAAAAUUGGGAUUAUAUAAAGUUGGAAUUACUUUCACUGAUUUAACUGAUUCCGGAAGAAAUGAUGGGACAGUAUUAUGUAAGAGACAUAAAGAUAGUUAUUUUAUGACUAAUUUAGAAAUCAUUAUGGCGGCAAAAUAUCAGAUUGAUAAUCCAAAUGUUUCAAAAUAUAGUCAACUGGGUAAAUUUAGUUCUAAAUUUGUUACAUGUAUAAUCAGUGGUGGAUUACAAGGAGAAAUUGAACCUAGAUCUUUUCAGGUUUCCACUAGUGCUGAAGCAUUGGUUAAAGCUGAUAUUAUAACUGGUUGUACUCAACCUUCACAAAUUUAUGUUAAUGAAAGUAAUGAUACAAGAUAUGUUCCUGAUAUUUCAUAUCUGAAAAUCAAUGAAUAUGGAUUAGAAGUAAAGAAUAAUGCCAAACCUACAUUCCCAGCUGAAUUCUUAUUGGUAUCAUUAACUGAUUCAUUCCCGGUGAAACCUGAACCAAUGUUUGAUAUUGAAACUAAUUAUACCAUUGAAAAUCGGGAUUUUAUUGGUGAUAUUCAAGAUUUAAGAACUAUGUAUAAAUAUUUGAAUAAUAAUCAUUUAAGUCAAAAAUUAUGUAAUUUUCAUUUUAUUUGUCAUUUAGUAAGAUUACAUAUCUUGGGAGAUUAUGAAUUAGAAUUAAUUGUUAAAUAUGUUAAAGAAAAGAAAGAUGAAUAUUAUGUGGCAUUAGUGGAAAGUCCAGGAUGGAUGACUUUGAUUACUAUCCUUGAACAGAGUAGUUGA
Molecule: messenger RNA, 1707 nt
Organism: Hemisphaericaspora subhashii
Lineage: Eukaryota; Fungi; Ascomycota; Pichiomycetes; Serinales; Debaryomycetaceae
Gene: NPL4
Product: Npl4p
Exons: 1
Coding region: 1-1707 (568 amino acids)
Biological process (GO): ubiquitin-dependent protein catabolic process
Cellular component (GO): nucleus
Molecular function (GO): ubiquitin binding; ubiquitin protein ligase binding
Source: RefSeq, a predicted model, not a curated record